Messenger RNA from Owenia fusiformis, 1282 nucleotides. NCBI's taxonomy places the organism in Eukaryota, Metazoa, Annelida, Polychaeta, Sabellida, Oweniidae. The record is from the annotation of a GenBank genome assembly.
GAUUUCAAUCAUAAUGGAGUAGUUGAUAAGGAAGAUUUUGACAUCGUUGUUCAGGGUCUGGUGCAAGGUGCAAAAUGGGCAGAAGGAAGUCCAAUGUGGAAGCGAGCAAAUACCAUGAAGACCAACUUGUGGGAGCAACUAAAAAGUAGUGCAGAUACAGACAAAAAUGACCAGAUAAGUAUUUCCGAAUGGGUCGAUUUUUGGGCGGAAUGUGCUGCGAAAUACGUCAAUGACACCGAUCUUCCUUUCUGGUACACAGAGUAUCUCGACGUAUAUUUUUGUUUUAUGGACAAAAAUGGAGAUGGAUGGAUAGAUUGCACUGAAUUCAUUGCCUAUUUCCAUGGGUUACAUUACAUCCAUCGGGACAUUGUAGAAACUGCAUAUCGAAGGAUUACAUUGAAUGAACAACGUCACAUCGACAUCGAACUUUUUCGGGAGAUGGCUAUCGGAUUCACUGUGUCCAAGGAUAUGAAAAGCCCUGGAAAUAUAAUGGGAGAAAUGUUGGUCAAAGAAAUGGGUUGUGAAACGGAAUUUAAACGCACUGAAUUCUGGGACAAAAAACAAAGGCAUCACUUCUACUAUUGGUUUGAUCAAGACAGAAAUGGAGUUGUCGAGAGAAACGAUUUCGAUGAAAGUGCUAAUAAUAUCCUAACCAUGACAAAGUGGAGUGAGGGUAGUCCGAUGUGGUUGAAAUGCAAGGAAGUAUUUGCUAACACGUGGGAUGAGUUAAAGCAUGCAACAGAUGUCAAUCUGGAUGAUAAGGUCACCAUUGAUGAAUGGCUUAACUUUAUGGAGAACACAUGCAAGCAAAUUAAAGCUAAGACUAUGGAUACACCUUCUUGGUAUAGAGCAUGGCUUGAUAUAUUCUUCGAUGUGACUGAUAGUCUUGGAAAUGCUGAUGGAUGGAUCGAGUGCGAGGAAUUUGUUUCAUUUUUCCGAGUACGUAAGAUUCCAGAUGAAGUGUCUAGGAAGUGUUUCAAUGAAAUUACUUUUGACGGGCGAAUUGCUAUGGAUCGGGAUUAUUUCAAUUUGGUGAUUCUUCAGUACAGUAUAUCCACUGAUAUGAAUUCCCCCGGGAAUAUCUAUGCUAGAAUGCUGCUUCUCCUCGACGAACAGUUGUAGAAAUCUAUUUUUGGAGUAAUGGCAUUUUUAUUAACGAUAACUGAGCAAACUAGUGCCACAAAUAUUUCCAGAAUGUGACUAUUUUCCAAAGGGCUUCUUUGAAUAAAUCAUUUGAAACUAGAAAAACAGCAACUCCACGGAGUAGCAAAUCCCACCGAAC